GACGUAUGGUGCUUGCGUGUCAUGUGACCGCAGUCGGUGGAAGCAGCAUGGCGUGCGUGAGCGCGGAGCUCCUCCAAAAACUCUACUUUAUUUGCACUUAGUUCAUCUUUAUAUUCAAUCCAUCAAAGGCGACGUGCACGUAUUGAAAGCUGGAAUAACACUCGCAGCAUGGAUGAAGGGAAUAAACUCCAGUUCCCGUCCCUGCCCGCCGCCAAAGAAGAGCAGCUGGAUUGGGCGUAUCCAAUGAGAAGAGAGAUGCAGGAAAUCCUCCCAGGCUUGUUUCUUGGGCCCUAUUCAGCUGCUAUGAAGAGUAAGCUCUCAAUGCUGGAGAAGCAGGGCAUUACUCACGUCGUGUGUGUCAGACAAGACAUUGAGGCCAACUUUAUAAAGCCAAACUUUCCCCAUAAAUUUAGGUACCUUGUUUUAGAUAUAGCAGAUAACCCUGUGGAAAAUAUAAUUCGAUAUUUCCCAAUGACUAAAGAAUUUAUUGAUGGAUGUUUAGAGACGGGGGGAAAGGUACUUGUUCAUGGAAAUGCAGGGAUAUCAAGAAGCGCUGCCUUAGUUAUUGCCUACCUUAUGGAGACAUUUGGUGUAAAAUACAGGGAUGCCUUUAGUCAUGUACAGGAGAGACGGUUUUGUAUUAAUCCCAAUGUUGGCUUUGUUCAUCAGCUACAGGAAUAUGAAGCAAUAUAUCUUGCGAAGCUAACCAUCAAGAUGAUGUCACCCAUUCAGUUGGGCAGGUCUUUCUCCAUCCAAGCUGGGAUGCCAGGAAGCCUAAAGCGAACACUAGAAGAGGAUGAAGAUUUUGGGAGUAUGCAAGUUACAGCAGCACAAAAUGGAUAGGCUUUACUUAAAAAAGUGCUUUACCACAGUGGACUUUUCUUUUUACAUUUUUAUUGGGAUUAAAAAUGUAAAUAUUUGUACAGAGGUUGGGAGGGAGAGACUGCUCCUCGUGACCCUUGGAGCUGGGGAUGGUUUGAUAUUUUUUUCUUUUUCCUUUUUGAGCUGUAUGCACUGAAAUUUUUUGCAGUUUUAUAGUAUUUAAAGCAUUUUGCAUUUGCAGCGGGACAGUAUUGCAAUAAUGCACUUUUGAUACUUGAAUUACUGUUAUGUUUAUGGACAGAUUUGGGUUGGGGUGAGGGGGUAUCAAAGGAAUGCGACUCACUGCCAUAGAAAUGAAAUGGUAGGAUGAAUCAGUCGUUAUGUAAGGAAUAAGGAAGGACGUUUUGCCAUAGAAUUAACAUCCCACUGCUCAAUAAAAGAUGGCUACUUACA
Messenger RNA from Rhinichthys klamathensis goyatoka, 1275 nucleotides. It is a transcript of the gene styx, whose product is annotated as serine/threonine/tyrosine interacting protein. Gene Ontology annotation, biological process: negative regulation of protein binding; regulation of ERK1 and ERK2 cascade; negative regulation of SCF-dependent proteasomal ubiquitin-dependent catabolic process. NCBI's taxonomy places the organism in Eukaryota, Metazoa, Chordata, Actinopteri, Cypriniformes, Leuciscidae. The record is from RefSeq and is a predicted model, not a curated record. Gene Ontology annotation, molecular function: F-box domain binding; protein tyrosine/serine/threonine phosphatase activity. Gene Ontology annotation, cellular component: nucleoplasm; cytoplasm. Bases 169 to 843 code for a protein of 224 amino acids. The transcript has 11 exons.